UGAGCAGCAGCACAGUCGCUGUUGCUGAAUCGUUGCGGCAAUAAACAGUUGAGCUGUACAGAGCAGACCUACAACAUCCGGGCAAUACUCAGCUUGCGCAGAAACGGAAUGGCGGAGGUGGGCGACAAGCCCCUGAAGAUAAUAAGCGUGGAGGUCGUGGCCUAGUGGAGAGUGGACCAGGUACAGUGAUGAAGGCCCUCAGCAGGAGAAGCAGAAACCCUAACUGGCCUUAGAGAAGUCGGAGGAGAACUUUCGCCCCAUGAAGAUGGCAGCACAGUCCCACACUGCCAGUGAGCUUCCUUUGGAGGAGCUGCUGGCUCUGUACGGCUACACAGUGUCAGAUCCAGAGAAGGAGACCUGUCACGUGGCUGCCAGCCUGCCAGGCAUGACACUGGACAAGGAUCAGAUAACUGAGGAUCUCUUUCCUGGGGAGGAGGAAGAAGAAUCAUCAGCAGAUGAUCUCACCCCCUCAGUCACCUCAAACACCUCAGAUCUGCUCCGCCGCCUCCAAGGCGGAGACAAAGACACAUUAGUCAGCUCAUCCGAUGAGGACUCUGACGAUGCCUCUAUUCCCUCCAAUGAAGAGCACAAGGAGAUCAUGGUUGGCUCUAAGUACCAGGCAAAAAUCCCUCCACUCAGUUCAUGUACCUACCAGGAGAGAGCCUGCAUCAGUGAGGACCAGCUGCUGUGGAGGCCAGGUGUUCUGCCUGUGCAGGAAGUAGAAGAGUUCUUGCUGAAUGCACAGAGAACCUACGGUCAGGAGGGGGCGGCAUACACACAAACACACGGGGACACUGUCCGAGACAACCAACAGGCACUGUAUGAACUAGUGAAAUGCAACUUUAAUGCAGAAGAGGCACUGAGACGAUUGCGCUUCAAUGUGAAAGUGUUCAGUGAAGAGCUUUGUGCCUGGAGUGAGGAGGAGUGCAGGAGCUUCGAGCACGGCUAUCGGGUUUACGGGAAAAACUUCCACCUCAUUCAGGCUAAUAAGGUACGAACGCGCUCCGUCGGGGAGUGUGUGGAGUAUUACUACAUGUGGAAGAAGUCUGACCGCCAUGAGUACUUUACCCAGCAGGCCACCAGGCUCAGCCGCAAGAAGUACAGUCUGCAGUCAGGGAGCAUGGAGGAUGGAGACCAGGAGGGGGAGGUUGCAGAGCUGGGAAGGGAAGAGAGAAGCAAUAAUUCCUCAGGCUUGUUGUCUAACAGCUCCAUGGGCACUGGACAGCUGCAGUCCCCAUUACCUCCCCAGUCGAGCCUGGACCUGGACAAACAAGAUGGUGAGCUGGUGAUGGGGCUGUCAGACCUGUGCGGUGACGGAUGUCCUCAGCAGCUGUUUGGCUGUCCCUUCUCUCUCCCACCCAUGGAAGACCUGCGGGAUGCUGGCUCAGGCAGUUGUUGUCCCUCAGCUCUAGUCCAGCUCCAGUCCCAGCCCUCCCCUCAGAGCUCCCAGUGGGCCGGCGGCAGCCCUCCGUCCUGCCACGACGACCAUCGCCUCCAAGGCUCCUGUUUUUACCAGCUCCACGUGUGUGGUGGACCUUUUGUCUCCGAGGGCCCUGACUGUGAUGCGGCAGGCGGCGGGACUGGCUCCCCCCACGGGCUGCAGGUGGAAUUCAGCCUGCCGUCUGCCUCGCCUCCCUCAUCCUCUGUCCUCCCAUCACACUUCCAAACUUUCGGCAGCCUGCUGCACCCCUCUCCCGUCCAGCAUCCCCGCUCUCUCACACAGUGAAGGGACAAGGGGAAAUCAAAACUGAGUGGUACUCUUCACGGUUUGGCCUGUGUCGAGGUCUUUGAUCGGUGUUGGUAUUUACACCGGGCUCGAUGAAACCAGGAAAUAAAGUGCAUUUACUUAACUUUGUGAAAAAAUGGACCUACUGCCUGUGUUGGUCGGUUACUCGUCUGUCUGAACCCCUUUUUAUAUCGAGACACUUGAUCCUGACAUUGCCAUUGUGGAAUGAUGAGUGUUAAUCACGACUUUCAGGUGUUGAUUAUGUGUUUAUUAACAUUUUAUUACCACAACCUGCACCAGGACUGUGAUUGGCUAUGAUUAAUACAUACUUGUGAAAGCACAGUGCAGGUGACGGAAGCUGCAACGACCCUGCAAACAAACCAGAAGCAAGUGUCUAGCAGUCCUUUUCUUUUUAAAAAACAGAUCAAUGAUUGACAAUGUUAACCACUGUUUCUUUGUUUUCUUAUUUAUCAGGAUGGAAAAGUUUAACUGCAGCGAGAGCCAGCAGUAACAUGAUUUUUAGGUAUGUUCUGCAUAUUGUUCAGAACUUUUGCUGCUGCAGCCGUUUCAGAUCUGUUUCUGGUGAGUGCCAGGGUGACAUGGUCACUCGAAGUCUGAUCACAGAGUAAAAUCUGUCCCUUCAAUCUUAGAUUAUUUUAUGUAAACAUUAAUUCUCAAUUAAGUCUGUAAAUGGCGCCCCCUUUUUGGCUCCUCGUGUCGGUUUUGUUUGCACUUCCAGCCUCCUCCUGACUGAAAACAUUUGGUGGAAGAGUCAAUCUCACUCAAGAAUUUUGUUUAAAUAUGAAAUUAAAUGACAUUUUCUGAGGUUGAGAUUUGGACAUGUUUGGAGAAAAAGGAGCUCAAUUCUUUUUUGCAGGUUUUAUUUUUUGUUUUGCUUUUGUGGAAAUUUUCAUCCUUGUUCUUUUUUUGAAGAUUUACAUAGAGAUUUAUAAAGGUGCAGUGCUUUGUCAUCAUUUCUGAACACCAUUUCUAUCAUGUUGAAUAUUUAUUACCAUCAAGAGCCUGUUUGACCUGCAGAAUAGGUAAAAAAAAAUAAAAUUUGUAUAUGUAAAAUGUA
Molecule: messenger RNA, 2804 nt
Organism: Epinephelus lanceolatus (giant grouper)
Lineage: Eukaryota; Metazoa; Chordata; Actinopteri; Perciformes; Serranidae
Gene: mier2
Product: mesoderm induction early response 1, family member 2
Biological process (GO): negative regulation of transcription by RNA polymerase II
Cellular component (GO): nucleoplasm
Molecular function (GO): transcription corepressor activity; histone deacetylase binding
Source: RefSeq, a predicted model, not a curated record